Molecule: messenger RNA, 315 nt
Organism: Didymella exigua CBS 183.55
Lineage: Eukaryota; Fungi; Ascomycota; Dothideomycetes; Pleosporales; Didymellaceae
Exons: 4
Coding region: 1-315 (104 amino acids)
Source: RefSeq, a predicted model, not a curated record
AUGGGCGUCCCCUUUGAGGCUUUGCUGCCGUAUGCGAUCAUGACCGGCUUCUUCGCUUUCAGUGCCGUGUCCGUCGGAAAGCUCAAGGAGAUGCAGAACGGCGGUAAGAGGACCAGGCGCGGAAUCGACGCUUGGGACAGGCAAAGUAGGAUAUCUCCGCCACGGCCUCGUGCUGGACGACAUACUGAUCAUGCCGCAGUGAUGGAGCGCGACCGCCGCCUGACGGGCUUUAUGCGAGGACAGACAGACAAGGCCGAGGCGCCCGCCGGCUUCGAGCUCAACAACCCUUGGAGGUGCGAGCAGCGAUUCAUCUAA